This is a messenger RNA of Entelurus aequoreus (snake pipefish), 3076 nucleotides long. RefSeq lists its product as uncharacterized. Bases 1178 to 2218 code for a protein of 346 amino acids. The record is from RefSeq and is a predicted model, not a curated record. The transcript is spliced from 8 exons. NCBI's taxonomy places the organism in Eukaryota, Metazoa, Chordata, Actinopteri, Syngnathiformes, Syngnathidae.
CUUAGAUGUGACACAUUUAAGUAUUGUUGAAUUUAUUAAAAAAUAUCUAGUUUUAAAAUAUACACAUAUAUAUUUAAUCAGUGAAACAUAACAUUUCUCAUAAUUGAUCCAAUGGGAUUGAUUUGAUGUUGAUCAACGCAAAAUAAAUGAGUUCAGAACUUGGAGCCGCCCUUUGCGCAUGCGCAUAUCAUCUUCGCGGGCAUAACUCAUUAGCAUAACGUCUUCUGGCGGGAGUGGACCGCAUCAGCAGGAACCGAGAAGCAAGUUGGAGCUCGUGUUUGAUUGAUAAUUUUUUUCAAGCUUCAUGUGGCAGCCUCCUAAUGUUAAGCAUUACCAAGCUCCUUGUGGCAGCAUAGUGAUUGAUUAUGAAUGUGGCAGUGUAAAGAAUGCAGUUUGGAACUAGUUAGCAGUUAAAGAUCUAUGUGCUUGGUAUUGGGAGCAUUAUGGUGGAUUUGAGCUGUCAUCCCCACCCACUACAGAGGUUUCCCUUGUUGAGCUUGGUGACCUGGUAGAUCCAUAUCCUCUUGUGGCGUACAUGGUUGAGAGUUUGCGCAUGGUAAUGCUAAAAAGAUUCAUCAUUGUCAAAGAUUAAAGGUGUUCCAACAUGGGGAGCCCAGCUGUUCUGCGGAUCAUUUUUGGUGACGAGUCUGACUCUAGAAAACUAACACUCGAUUCUGGAAUUCCAUCAGCAGUGGAGGACCUAUAUUUGUUAGUUAAGACAUUCUUUCAACUCAAAGAGGACUUCAGGUUGCAAUAUAUGGAUGCUGACUUCAACGAGUUUAUUAACUUAACUUCAGUGUCUGAAAUUAAAAACAAAAGCACGCUGAAAGUUAUAUACAUUCCUGUUUUUUCACCUGUUGAGCCCUGCAUCACGCUGUAUACAGUAGACUCAUCUGGUGAGCUCUCAAAUACCUCUUGCUCAAAUCCUGAAACUCCUGCUUCAUCUAUAGACUCAUCCUGCAGGGAUGAUACACCGUUCACAUCAACCCCAGAGUCAUCUCUAGAAACUCAGCUUUCAAAGUUGUCUUCCUGGCCCAAGGUGUUUUUGGUACCCAAAUUCACAUAUGAUGCAGAGUUUGAGCUACAGGACAAGAAUAGAUAGUAUGAGACAAUUGGAACAUACUUUAACCCUGGCCCAAAGUUAAAAGGAGUCAUUCUUGAUGGCCUAGCCCAAGAAAUGUUGAAAUACACAAAAUAUCCAAAAGACUAUCAGUGUGAAGAGGUAGCAGCAGCAUUGACGAGAGCUCAUCCUUGUUUGGGACAGCUGGGAUCCAAGACAGGAUUUUGGGGAUGGAAACAGUCACUGAAGUAUAAAAUGCAAAACUAUCGAACAAAGCUGGGGCGACUCGGACAUCCUGAAAUACGUGUGAACUCCUUUAAGCACAAACGUGAAGGCCAAGGCAAAGCUGCAGCCAACAUCAAGAAAGCGAGAAAGGCUGAAGUUUACUACAUACCACUGCACCCAAAAGGGGAAACCACAGAAAGCUUGGAGAGUGAGAGAAUCGCUUUGUUGUCAGAAAUAAAAAAACGUGACAAUGAAGUGGUGAUAAAAGCAAAAAUGGAAAAAACCUUCUCCCACAGACGACGAGAGGUCGUUGAACAGAGGCCCAUGAUAGAGGAAUUUAAAAACCGGUGGCCUGCCCUGUUCCAGCAGAGUGAAAUUAAUGAGGAGUUCUUGAGGAUCACUACAAAGCCACUGCUGUCAAAGUUUAUGUCACAACUGGACCACUUUUCACUCAAGCUGAUGCAGAUCUUCAAAAGCAAAGGAGGCGUGAAGGGGCAACGAAUCAAAGAAGUUCUGGCAAAAAUAGAUUUGUGUGACGACAUUGACAUCAGGAGGGAGUGCAUCCUGAGAAGCCUUGUUAUCUACCUCAAUGAAGAUCCAGACACAUUCUUCAAGGAAUAUCUGGCCUCCGCCACUGAGGAUGCAGAAAGGGACAUUGCCCUCACAGUCAUGGGGAUAAACAUCAUCCGUGGAGAUGGCGAUAGGCAGCCAGAGGAUGUGGGAGUUGUUAUCGAAGGCAUCAAAGUCCUAAGCAACGUGGACACCGUCGUCAUGGGGAUUAUAAUGAUGUUUGGGCUCAUUUAUGCCCUUGAUCUAAGCUUUCCAGACAACCUCAAGUACACAUUUGAGUUUUUCCAGAAGAUCCUAAUGAACCUGGAUGGGCAAAAGCUGAACACAAAGAUACAGCAGCUGAAAAUCAAGUUGUUUGCAUGAGAGGUGAACACUUGUUGACAAAGUUCAUCAUCGGAUCUUUAUUUUUGGUUGUAUUUUAUUGCCUUCAUUGUCACCCACUUAAGACAAUAUGACCUACAACAUUUUGAACUUCAGAAUUGGACCUAACUUUACCUCCCCAUUUUAUCUCUGAGUGUGACUACCCUCCACACUUCUCGCAUCCAUUUCUCUCCUCCGUUUCAUCACUCAACCCUGGAUAAAUGGAUUAAGUUCGACUCAAGACUUUGGAAUUUUAUUUUGUAUUUUUUGAAUAACUAGUACUGUUUUCAUGUUUUGUUUUUACUUGCUUACAUUCAAAGGAUAUUUGCUGCUAGCAUCCCAUUAAUAUCAGAUUCCUGAUCUGCGAAUGUUGAGUUUUUCUUAUUUAUUUUUGUUUGUUGCCAAUUUGAUCCAUGUUGUUUCCUUUUAUUUAACUCUAGUACAUUAAGGCUAAAGGCUACAUUAGCACACUUGCGCAGUACUCAAAUGUGUUUUUGCAGUUUCCUUUGUGGUGCUGAGUGUUAAUUUUACACCACUUUAGGCUAUUUUGGAGAACCGUUUCUCGUAAAGUUUUCCUUGCGUUAUUUAAGAAAAGUUAAAAGGUGUUUUAUAACUAAGACUGAGUUCUCUUGGCUUUUUAUCAAGUCAAUUUGACAUAUUUGUUAAUAUAAAACUAAGUUAUUGGUCUGUGUUGGUACGCAAAUCUGACAUUGGUCUUUAUGUAAAAUUUACUUCUUGAUGUUUUGUUUUCACUGAAACUCAACAUUUUGGUUUGUGUUUUCAAGUAACAUUGACAUCUUGUGGUGUUAUAUUCAAGAUUGUUGAAUUAAGGAUUAUUCUACAUUAAAAAUACCAACCAGG